AUGCCGAGCAAGCCACAGCAGCAGUACAAGACACUCAACGGCACUAGCGGCGGCGCUGGCAAGUCGUCGGCCGCCGCAGCAGCCAAGAGCACGGCGACCACCUCCGCUUCGCCCGCGCCGGCGCCAUCGCCACCGCCACCACUGCCCUUCAACGCGAUACCGCACGCCACCUCGGGUGACCGCCUCAUCGGCGUUGAGGUCAGCUCGAGCAUUCCGGCGCUGAUGAGUGAGCUCGGCGAGUUGCUGCAGCAGACGCCCGGCAGCGGCAGUGGCGGCGUAGCAGGCGGGCUGUGGCGCGGCCAGAAUGGCGGUCUCCUCUUCGAGCAUCUCGACGGUGCUGCAGCGUCGCCGAAAGAGGCCACGGCAGCGCUUUCGGGCGGCACGGACGCAAACCGUCGCAUCGAGCAAAUUUCGCCCGGCGCACUCGAGCGUCUCUCGCAGGUGUUCAACGUGCAGCAACGUCAGUCCGGGUUCGCUUCUGCGGCGGCCGGCCUAGUAGCGGCAGCGGGCGCCUCCGCCGCCUUGAAAUGCAGCUCCAGCAGCCGCGGUGGCGUGGCUCCUUCCACGGUCGAGGUGCUGGACGACGACGAGGAUGGCGACAUGGACUCGGCGAGUGGUAGCAGCACGGCAGCCGAUGAAGUCUUCCCGGCUGUGUACCGCGAUGGCGGCUCUGACUGCGAUGCAUCUAGUACGACCGGCCGGCGACACAACUUCGAUGACAUGUUUGAAAUGAUGCAACGUAGCAUCGGCAGCUACGCCCGCGGUGGCGGCGGUGGCGCAGGGGACAAGGGAGCGGGCGGCAGCGGUGAUGUCGGCUUCGACCCAUCUGCUUACUCAGAUCCUCUCACACAACUGGAGCUGUUUCGCGCAAUGAUGGUGGCGACGAGCAAGGGCCGCAGCAGCGGCGGCGGCUCGGCGGCGGCACAAGAAGCUAAGCCCGAUGAUGCCGAGGCCCGUUCGCGAGUUAUCUCUGAGAGCGGCUUACCAAAUCACUUUCGCAACUUCCUCGAUAUCCUCAGCCCGCAGUUGAUCAGCCAGCUGAUGCUGCAGCAGCGGGCGGCCAAGGCUGCCAGUGCUGGCGCUGGUGGUGUUGCGGGUGCAUGCAAAGCGGGGGAGGCGACAUCAGCUGCCGCUGCUGCCGUGGCGCGUGAAGUGGACAUGGCAGCCAGCGGUGUGGCGAACCUAUCAGACUUGCAGCAGCGUGUGGAGCAGGUACGCGGGCUUAGCAGCAGCACCCUCGAGGCGCUUGCCGAGGGCGAGGUGUCGGACAGCACGUCUGGUAGCCUGCGCGACCUUUUACUUGGCGACUCAGCAGGUGCGGCUGCACCUGAGGCGGUGUCGGCUGAGCUGGAGCUCAGCAGUGCCAAGGUGGGAUACUGCUUGACCGAGGCUGCCGCCGUCGCGGUGUCGAUGCUGUGGAGCUACUUGGGGAGUCAACAGAAAGAGGCGCCACUACUUCUCGGCUACACGCGCGAGGAGGCGCAGAGCCAAUUCAACCUUCUUCUUUUCCGUCUGCGACAGGAACUCUUCGCGCAGCCGGCUGCGAGCUUGGAGGAGGUGAGCCGCUGUUUCGGUGGAACUGUGCAGACGGAUGCCGAGGACAUCUACCGCGCGAUCAACGGCGUGGGUGUGCUUCUCUUCUUCACCUGCAAGCCGCUUCCGCUGCUCGAGAAGACGUGCAGCGAGCUCCGCAUUUCUCUCUCGGACUCGGCCAAUACAGACUGCAACAUCAUGCCGGAGCUGAUUGCCGAGAAGCUGGCGGCGUUCCUGUACCCGAUGAAGGAAGGGAAACUGUCUUUUGCGCAUCUCAGUUUUAUCCCUCGCCUGCAGGUGCACGAGCACGCACCGGGCAACUACACGUGCACGAUCGACAACGCCAGCAACAUGGGGCGCAUGAUGCGCGAGCGGCUGCUCAGCAACCGCUUCAGCUGCAACAAGAUCAAGUGGCGCGCUGCGCUGAUGAACGACAAGGGCAAGCUGAAGUUCCAGGUGUGGCACCGUCACGCGACACCGCUCUCCGUCCACUUUAUCGUUCGCACAUCGGAGCCCAAGAAAAAAAAGAAGAGCGGCUGUGGUAACACCGGCGUGAACGGCGCGGCGGGGGAAGAGAAGGAUGCGGCUGCGGCAAGCGCCGUCGAGGAUCUGCGCGCCAACUCCGCUCUCUUCGUGGAGCAGCAGUUGACGGCGGCACCGGGCGAGAUGGUGGGGUUCACGCACGACUUCAUUGAGCUGACCGUCGCACUCAGCUCGCCAACUACUUUACAGCAUGGAUACCGCACGUACAACAAGGCCGACGAUCGACUUGUCUUCCAGUUCUCGCUGCAGCUGAGCAACGUGGACGGGGCACCGCUGGAUGGGGCCGCGGCAGCAAACGCGGGCAAUAAGGUGCCAGCGAAGCAGGCAAACGAGGAUCAGGAGCCGAGUUUGAGCGGGUCGACCGAGGGCAAGACGGACGGCGGGGAGUCGAAGGACGACCCGGACGCGGAGCUGCACGCGGCAAUGCGUCGUGUCAGCGACAGCGAAACAGCCGCGCGUGCCGUCAUCGAAGAGACAGCGAAGUGGGACUACCGUCACCUCCAGAACGACGAGUGCCGCGAGGCUCACUGCGCGCGCCAGCGUACAGAGGACCGGGAGCGCAAGGCGCUGCUGGCGAAGGUGGGGCCGACUCCUGAGCUGAUCAGGGAGGUGGAGAAGCUAAGUCAGUCCGUGCAAGCCGCGCAGCAGCAGAUUGCGAGGCUCAACAAGGAGAGAAGUAAGGAUGAGAAGGAGGGCGAGAAGACGGCGGAGAAGCUGGCGCAGCACCAGGCAGAGCUGGCAUUGCUGCUGAGCUCGCUGGAGUCUGGCGAGGCAGAGCUGUCGAGGCUGGAGGCGGAGAUGAAGGCGGCCGAGGCGCGCAUUGUCGAGAAACGCGCGCGGCGGGCACGCAAAGAGGCCAAGAAGGCGGAGCAGAGCCAGUGGACGGCCCUGAAGCGUGUGCUGGAGCCGACGUCCUCGACGACGCACCAUGACACCCUCGCCAUCAACGACUUUGGCAGCUUUUUGCAGUCAACGCCGAUUAUGGCGGCCGCGAUGCCGCUGCAGCAACAGCAGGAGUCAGCGGUGUUGCCCACUGCCCCGUCUUCGUCGUCGCUGUUCGGCUCAAGCGCCGGCUGCGGCCCGGGCAUGCCGCCACUCGCCGGUGGCACCGGUGGCCUCGGCGCGUUCGGCACGGAUCGCUUUUCUGCGCGUACGCCGAUGAGCGCAUCACCGGGCACCGGCGUGACGAACACCACGCCGGUGUUUUCCACGCAGCCAAAGAUGGGCUUGGGCAGCAGCAGCAGUCUCGUGAACACCAACGGCAACACCAGCCCUGGCGCCAACGUCGGGGCGGUUGGUGGCGGACACCCGCACAUGAAUGGCAUCGGCGGUAGUACGCACGGAACCACGCCUUCGCACCCGGGAAGGGUGUCGCCCAUGUUGCCGCCUUCGCCUGGGGUGGUGAGCAACGCCUCUGCCGCAAUGGGCAGCCGCAGCAGCCCUGCCUCGGCCGCGGGUGUGCCCAUCGGCAGCCCCGGAAUGCCGCUGUCGGGUGGCAACGGAGUCUCCGGCAACAUCGGGAUGGGCAGCAGCGGCAGCGGCAGCGGCGGUAACGGCGGCGGCGGACUCUCCUUCGGACUCGCACCCUCCCUCUUCAGCACCAACCCUGUCAGCCAUGUCACCCACAGUGCAGGAGCAACCGUUGCCAACGCGAACAACACACCGAGAAACCUGUACACGUCUCUGGAUGUUAAUGCGCAGCCUUUCAGCCCUUCACCGCCGCCGGCCAUGCCGGCGCCGGGGACCGGCGGUUGCACUACACCCGCGGCGUCGGGCAGUGGGGCCGGAAAUGCAAGCGGCAGCCACAGCAACGGCAGCAGUGGUGGUAUCGGCUUCGCCUUCACCGUCACAGCUGGCGCGCAUCCUGGGUUGGUGGGUGGGUCCUCUCCGAUUUACCAGAGCGGCCCCUCCGGCUUCUCCAGCGGCAGUGCUCACGACCUGCCCGGCCACUCGCCGUCGUCCUUCUCGACGACGCCCAUGCCCACCCCGGCUGCGAACGGCGUUUAUGGGAUGGGUGGUGGCAAUCACGGCAGCACGCAUGACAUGCAACACCAGCAUGCGCACCAGCCGCAGCACUCAGGCUUACUGCCACCGCGGCCGCAUACUCCCAGCGAGUUCUUGAGCUUUUCAACAAGCCUCCAGUGGCGUAACUGA
This is a messenger RNA of Leishmania major strain Friedlin, 4230 nucleotides long. RefSeq lists its product as hypothetical. The transcript has a single exon. The record is from RefSeq and is a predicted model, not a curated record. Bases 1 to 4230 code for a protein of 1409 amino acids. Lineage: Eukaryota; Euglenozoa; Kinetoplastea; Trypanosomatida; Trypanosomatidae.